Messenger RNA from Penaeus indicus, 838 nucleotides. Its product is annotated as cuticle protein 7-like. The coding region runs from base 52 to 549 and encodes 165 amino acids. The record is from RefSeq and is a predicted model, not a curated record. Lineage: Eukaryota; Metazoa; Arthropoda; Malacostraca; Decapoda; Penaeidae. The transcript has 3 exons. Gene Ontology annotation, cellular component: extracellular matrix.
GCUCUGCCUCAGUAACACAUCGUGGAGACCCGUCCACUUACAACCGUCGCCAUGAUUGCCAAGGUCUGCCUUUUUACCGCCCUCGUGGGUGUUGCGUGCGCACUGCCCCGAGCCCUCCCCGACGAGGCUCCCCCUGUUUACGUGCAGGAGUCGGCGCCUGUUUACGUGCCAGAACCACCGCCCGUAUACGCACCUGAGCCCGCGCCUGUCUACAGCAGCCAUCCUUCUCCUUACAAAGAGGAGCCCAAGCCCUAUGCUUUCGACUACGGCGUGAAGGACGACUACUCCGGCGCCAGCUACGGCCACAACGAGAACUCCGACGGAAAGGCCGUGAGCGGCUCGUACGUGGUGGCCCUGCCCGACGGCCGCAUCCAGAAGGUGACCUACGUGGCUGACCACUACAACGGCUACCAGGCCCAGGUCGAGUACGAGGGCAAGGCGCAGUACCCCGAGACCAAGCCGUACCAGCCCCAGCCCUCAUACCAGCCCCAGCCCUCGUACCAGCCCGAGCCUCAGCCCGCUUACCAGCCCGAACCAGCCUACAACUAAGAUUCUGCUCGACGGCGCCUCCCCGGCCGAGUGCCCUGCCCAUCCCUGCUCAGGUCCCCCUCCACUCGGGCGGGCAGCGAGGCUGGGAGGCGCUCACUCGGCGUCCGCACGUAACCCUCUCGCCCCGGAAUCGUCACGGCCCCGCCUGCCCUGCAGAGGCUUCGCUUCGCACAGCAGGCUCUUCAUGCUCUCACUCGGACUUGCUGGUCGAGUCCGCCCUAGUCAUCCCCAUCGUGCCAUCCCGCACUGUGUGCAAUAUGUUAAUCAAAUAUGAAUUUCACAAGCAGUA